This is a messenger RNA of Penaeus monodon (black tiger shrimp), 1413 nucleotides long. It is a transcript of the gene loj, whose product is annotated as transmembrane emp24 domain-containing protein 6-like. The coding region runs from base 48 to 521 and encodes 157 amino acids. The record is from RefSeq and is a predicted model, not a curated record. Gene Ontology annotation, biological process: Golgi organization; endoplasmic reticulum to Golgi vesicle-mediated transport; intracellular protein transport. Gene Ontology annotation, cellular component: endoplasmic reticulum; Golgi apparatus; COPII-coated ER to Golgi transport vesicle. The transcript is spliced from 3 exons. NCBI's taxonomy places the organism in Eukaryota, Metazoa, Arthropoda, Malacostraca, Decapoda, Penaeidae.
AUAUUAAUAUUUAUUUUUAUUAAUAGGUUCUUAAGGGUGGUGAUGGCAUGGCAGGUAUGGCUGUGCGCAAUCCCAAGGGAGAGAUAGUUCAUCCAUAUACUUGGAAGAAGUCAGCAGAAUACGAGGAAGUCUCACAGACAGGAGGAUAUUACAGUGUUUGCAUUGAUAAUCAGUUUUCCAGAUUUGCUGGCAAACUCAUUAAUCUCUACAUGACUACUUUUAGAUAUGAUUUAUGGGAAAAAUACACUCAAGAACUUGAGCAGAUGGAAGUCAGUGUAAACAACUUUACACACUCUAUAAAGACUGUGGAUCAACGCAUUCACGAUAUGCUGCUGCACCAGAGCCAGUCUCGAGCAAAAGAGGCAAGAGACUUCCAGCUCCUUAUAAGCAACAACAACUAUGUUCAGUACUGGUCCCUCGCACAGUGCAUUGCCAUUAUUGGUGCGGGAGCGUUCCAGGUGUUUUACUUACGCAAGCUCUUCGAUACAAAGGUCACAACCAAAUCAGGGGGAAGAGCCUAGGGUGCCAGGACUCUAAACAGGUGUUUGUCCUGCCAUGUGUGGGAAACACUGCAAGAUUAAGUUUUUGCUGUUAUUUUAUUUUAUUUUUUAUUUUUUUAUAGAUAAUUUGAGUACCAGAUAGAUCAUUGACGAUGAUCAUUUGCUGUUGAACCAGAUAUUCUUUUAUUUGAUAUAUGUUUUAUCUUGGAUAGUGUUUAUGGUACUUAUGUUAUGUAGGUAAUGCAGUUAAUUUUUUUUUGUUUGCUGGUUUUUAAAAAAUGGAUGGUUUUGUAUUGUAUACUAACCUUAAUUUUUUCUCAAUUUAUCAGUGAUAUCUUCCCUCCAAUUAUUAUUUUUAUCUCUUGAAAGAGCUUUACUUUAUGAAUCUCAACCUAAUGGGAUUUGCAAUUUUAUAUGUACUUACAAAUUAUGAGUUUUGUUCCAAUAGGUGGGUCCUUGCUCAGCACUAAGGUUUUUAAUUGGACAUAACCAAUUCAUUCUUAGCAACUUUCAAACCAUGAAUUUGAAUGUAAUUAUAUCAGGAUUGGUUUUCUAAUUGUCUCAGAUUGUUCAGAAUACUUUGAUAGUCAGGUUAUAUGGAAAUACCAGGUGAAAUAUAGAAAAAAAUCUCAAGAAAUAGACAUGCAAGGCCUCAUCUUCUAGUGACUGAACUAUUUUAAUUGUAGCAUGUGGAAAGUGGUGCAAUGGUCUCAUUUCAAGCCUAAUUUUUCAUGGUGUUUGUCUUGUGCAGAUGCAAUUCCUUAUUUUUUUCCGUCCUACAUUGUAGAUCUCAACUUGAUACCUGAUGUUACAUUCCAAUUCCAAGGUCACAGUCUUGUAUUUUUUAUACAUACAGUAUCGUGUAUUGUGGGUGCUUUUAUUGUUCAUUGAUGAAAUAAAGAAUUGUAUACAA